This is a messenger RNA of Salarias fasciatus (jewelled blenny), 2404 nucleotides long. RefSeq names its product transforming growth factor beta-3 proprotein-like. The record is from RefSeq and is a predicted model, not a curated record. Gene Ontology annotation, biological process: regulation of cell population proliferation; transforming growth factor beta receptor signaling pathway. Gene Ontology annotation, cellular component: extracellular region. Lineage: Eukaryota; Metazoa; Chordata; Actinopteri; Blenniiformes; Blenniidae. The transcript has 7 exons. The coding region runs from base 364 to 1590 and encodes 408 amino acids. Gene Ontology annotation, molecular function: transforming growth factor beta receptor binding; growth factor activity; cytokine activity.
GUUCGAGACUUUAAUGAGACAGAAAAGAGGAGGAAUAAGCCAAGAAGGGGGACGACUUGAAUCCGCCGCACUGAGGACAAGUAUGCAAGAGAGAAGCGCGCCUGUCUCCACAAAGCAGGAUCAAUGUCAUAUAUUCGGGACUUUGAAGUGAGUCAUGUCUAAUGGGAGAACUCGAACUCGGAUUUCUGCUCAUAACAAGAGGAGCCGCCAGCAGAGAGCGAACUGAGAGACGAGUUUUUCAUCAGUAGUUGCGAAGGAAAGUUUUAUAAAGAAGCAUCAGCCUGAUCCGGACUUUGUUGACACGGACCUUGACAGUCCUCGCUGCAAAAUCUGCACAUUUCCUCACCAGAUGCGGACAGAAAGAUGCAUCUGGGUAAGGCUUUGCUGUUUGUCCUCCUCCUCAACUGCGCAACUUUGAGCUCGUCCCUGUCAACUUGUGCCACCGUGGAUAUCGACCAUGUGAAGAGGAAGAGGGUCGAGGCGAUCCGAGGUCAGAUCCUGAGCAAGCUCCGGCUGACGAGUCCCCCGCACUCCCUGGGACCCAAUAAAAUCCCUUAUCAGAUCCAAGCAUUGUAUAACAGCACCAAGGAGCUACUGGAGGAGCUGGGGAGGGAUCGGCAGCAGAGCUGCGGUCAGGACAACACAGAGACUGAGUACUAUGCCAAAGAGAUAUACAAAUUCAACAUGGUCUACGGACCGCCGGAGAGCAAUGAUCUGGUUAACUGCCCAAAAGGCAUCACCUCCAAGGUCUUCCGCUUCAACGUCUCUGCGAUGGAGAGGAACUCCACCAACCUGUUCAGGGCGGAGUUUCGGGCUCUGAGGGUCCCGAACUCCAGCGCCAAGAGGAACGAGCAGCGGAUCGAGCUCUACCAGAUCGUGAGGCCAAACGAACACAUCAGGAAGCAGCGCUACAUCGGAGCCAAGAACGUCCUGACGAAAGGCACUCCGGAGUGGGUCUCCUUCGACGUGACGGAAACGGUGCGGGAGUGGCUGACCAGCAGAGGGUCUAAUCUGGGUUUGGAAAUCAGUGUGCACUGUCCCUGCCACACCUUCAACCCAAACAGGGACAUCAUCGACAACGAGAACGAGGUGCUGGAGGUCAAGUUUAAAGGUGUGGAUGGAGAUGAGGAGCACAGUCGCUUGGAUCUGGAUAACCUGAAGAAGAGGAAGGAGCCAUAUCUGCCUCACCUCAUCCUCAUGAUGAUCCCCCCUCAUCGCCUGGACACUCAGUCGACCCGCAGACGCAAGAGAGCGCUGGACACAAACUACUGUUUCUCUACCACAGAGGAAAGCUGCUGUGUUCGCCGCCUCCACAUUGAUUUUCGUCGCGAUCUAGACUGGAAAUGGAUCCACGAGCCCAGUGGCUACGACGCCAACUACUGCUCCGGGCCCUGCCCUUACCUGCGGAGCUCGGACACAACGCACAGCUCGCUCUUGAGCCUGUACAACACUCUGAACCCGGAGGCGUCUGCCUCGCCCUGCUGCGUCCCUCAAGACCUGGAGCCCCUGACGAUACUCUACUACUCUGGACGGACGCCCAAAGUGGAGCAGCUCUCCAACAUGAUCGUCAAGUCGUGCAAGUGUAGCUGAGAGAGAGGGCGUGACGGCGAGGCGAGGCGAGGUAGUGAGGCAGGAUUUGACCAGGUGCAGACCCAACGCGUGCUCUCUGACCUCUGAACUCUUAGCUGUGACAAAUCCUCAAACUGACCCUGUGAUCUCAUGGCUUAGACACCAACACCACUCUGGAGGUCACACGUUUUUAACCAUGGACACUUAUUUCCUAUUUCUCCCCAAGAUCUCCUUGUUUUAUUGUCUUGUUUUGUGUUUUUUUUUACUUCCACUUCUUCUGGAUCGACAUGAUUUGAACCAAAUUGAAGUUUAGUUUCCAGUAAAGGUGAGAUCUUUAAGAUAUUUCCAUCUCUUGAUUUGUGAAGAUGGGCGACACGCUCCGAAAGCUGAAUUUCAAAGAGCAGCUAUUUCCGACUAAACGAAAACGCAUAGCUGCUUGAUUUAUAAAGAAAAAGAGGGACUGACGUUGUGGAAGAAUUUGAGCAAAAUACAAAUUGAAUCUCUCUGUUUUCAGUAGUGCAGCUUUUUUUUUCCUCCUCUCUGGACUUGGAUUUAUAUUGUUGAUAGUCAUAAAUCCAGAUUUUGUUGGUCGAAGACUCUUUUUUUUUUAUUAACCUUGAACUUACCUUAAGUUCUCUUUGCUUCAAACAGUGGGCAUUAUCUUCACACACAAAAGGAGAAAGGACAGACUCGCUGCUGUAUCCGAAGCCAUAGCUGUGGUCAGGGAAAAGGAGAGCCGAGAGAAAAUGCCUGUAGGAUUUGCAAUGGAAAGUCAAUGAACAAAGCAGUUGAGCCAAGCUUUUUUUCUUGGCCAGCGAGCAGCAGUGGCCUCUUU